This is a messenger RNA of Notothenia coriiceps (black rockcod), 1130 nucleotides long. RefSeq names its product meckelin-like. The record is from RefSeq and is a predicted model, not a curated record. Gene Ontology annotation, biological process: cilium assembly. The transcript has 7 exons. Bases 296 to 883 code for a protein of 195 amino acids. Gene Ontology annotation, cellular component: ciliary transition zone; MKS complex. Lineage: Eukaryota; Metazoa; Chordata; Actinopteri; Perciformes; Nototheniidae.
GCAUGACUUGACUUGACUUGCUUGAGUCUCACCACAGUGAACACUUGGGAAUUGCUUGAGACUUGUAAAUGUAUGACUGUAAACAGUAACAUUUUGGAAAGUUCCAUUAAAAGAAAAUUAUUUAUCCCCACAGGUUAUUUUCUUCACUGUGUUUCAUGAGCACUUUAUAGAGGACAAAAUCCGUCAGUUUGUUGAUCUCUGCUCCAUCAGUAAUAUUUCCGUGUUGCUGCUAUCUCACCGUUGUUUUGGCUACUACAUUCACGGGCGAUCAGUACAUGGGCAUGCAGACACAAACAUGGAGGAAAUGAACAACAAUUUGAAUAGAGAAUCUGAGUCCUUGUGUGGUCAGAGAGGUUUACUGCCCAACUCAGACACCCAGACCUUUCAGGUGUCUCUCACCAACCGCCUGCGACUGCAGUAUGACAGGAUACGGGAGCAGAUCGGCAGGAGGAACGGGCCAUCGCGGCUGAUGGACACAUCCUCAGCUAACCAGUUUGAGCAGAGGGCCCGAGGAUACCAGACCAUGAACCACUUCCUGGGAUCCGUUAUAGACCAUGCACAUCCUGACAUGGACUAUAUAGUGAGAGACAAGCUGAUGUUUGAAAGGGUCAUAGGGAUGGAGUUCCUCGAACCCAGUGAAAAAAGCAUCUUUUACAAUGAUGAGGCCCACACUUUCAGUGACGUACUGUUUUAUGGAAAUGAGGCUACGCUGCUCAUUUUCGACACUUUGUUUUUCUGUGUCGUUGACCUCGGGUCUCAGAGCUUUGUGCUUGCAGCUGUGCUUACAUGCGUACAGCAAAUAAUAUUUCGCUUGAUCCGUAACACUCUGGGAAGGAAGAACCUCGUCAACAAGACUCUGGUGGAUGAGAGAUUUUUGAUAUGAAAUGACCUGCUAAGUGAUUGGUAGUGUCAGUGUUGUUUAGUGGCAUUCCUCUCGACGAUGUUUACUGUUCACAGCUUGUGCAGCUCUUUUUUUGUACUUUUCUUUGAAUAUACUGUAUUUUCACUGCCGCUUCUUGAUGUAAAUAUCAUAGUUUUUUGUAAAGAUGUCAAUAUUUUUAUUGAUGAAGGGGUUUUGAUACAAAGAUCGUCUUGUUUUAAGAUAAUUUUAUUAAAAUAGAUUUUUCAUA